Molecule: messenger RNA, 5392 nt
Organism: Tupaia belangeri chinensis (Chinese tree shrew)
Lineage: Eukaryota; Metazoa; Chordata; Mammalia; Scandentia; Tupaiidae
Gene: AKNA
Product: AT-hook transcription factor
Exons: 22
Coding region: 309-4607 (1432 amino acids)
Biological process (GO): neuroblast division in subventricular zone; epithelial to mesenchymal transition; neuroblast delamination
Cellular component (GO): centrosome
Source: RefSeq, a predicted model, not a curated record
UGAGUGAGGAAACUGAGGCCCAGAGGAAGGAAGGGAUGCUGACAACCACAGUACCACGGGUGCUAACGGCUGGUGUCUGAGUGCUGUGUUCACGCCACUGUGCCAAGGGUUUCAUUGCAAGGAGUGAGUUGUGAGGGAGUGGCCACUCAUCUGUGUUGUCGCUACGGACUCCCAGCGCCUGCGCAGAGCCCUCAGGCCACAGACAGGAUGUCUGGUGCUGAGAGGAACCUACCGUGACUUUGGGACCCCCAGUGGCAGCUCUAUCUCCUGAAGAUGAAGUGGCCCAGGUGAAGCUCCAGGCAGGCCUGAUGGCCAGCUCAGAGACUGAAGUCCAUUGGACUGAGUCUGGCCUGGGGAAGGGGCCUGGACGGCGGCGCUGGGCCUGGGCCCAGGAGGGGAAGGAUGUGGACAGAAGUGGUGUGUGUGGUUGGGGGCAAGGAGGACCCUUUCCCCAUGCCACCAGCCCUGAGAUCCUGGAUGACUUCCGCCUGGCCCAGCAGCACCUCCCGCCCCUGGAGUGGGACCCAGAUCCACCGCCUGGAGGGUGCCAGGAUUUCGCGUCAGAAGAUUCUUCAGGAGAAGAGACGGAAGCAGAGGAUGUGGACAACCCAGAAAGCUCCAACGUACCUCUCAGCUGGCGCCCCCAGCAGGAUCCCCGGCUGGACAUGACCGAGGACGAGCCAGAUGAGGCCCCUGGGAGUCCCGGGCUUGAGGAAACUGGAGGGAGCUCCCCAGGGCUGGGAUACGAGGCUGGACUCAGUGCAGAGGGCAAUGGAAACGCCAGCCCCCUGGCUCUGGAGCAGGGCCAGGCCAGCGGCUGGGAGACCUCUGGCAAACAAGCCAGCGGAGACAAGCUCUCAGAGCAUUCUGAGGUCCACCUGGCUGUUGACCUCAGUCCAGCAAGGUCCUGGAGCAGUGGGACGGUGAGCCUUGACCGCCACAGUGACAGUCCCGAUUGGACCUGGGAGGGAGAGACCGAUGUGCCCCAGUCUGCUGCCCUGGGAGAAGCCUUACCCCAGGGCCCCAGCCACCAGCUCCUAAACCCAGAGGACAGAACUGAAGGCACGGUUGCUCAGGCAACCCCCACGGAAUUCCAGGACUCCCCUGCACCCCCAGCCCCAACCCCCCAGUGUGCUGCUGAGAGAUGGAGAAGCGAGCCCACCAGCCUCUCCUGCGCUCGGCCCGAGCCCCAGACCUGGCAGAGGAAGAAGAUAUCACCUAAGCCGCUCCCCUCACGAUUCACCGGCUCUGUCAGCCCCCCGAAUCCUCGGCCGAAGCCAGUCCUGCAGGAUAGGUCACUGCCCAGGCAGGGCGCCACUCUGGCCGGCCACUCUUCUUCUGAGGCCUCCAAGUAUGGCCGAGGGAGGCUGAACUACCCACUCCCUGAUUUCUCCAAGGUGGGGCCCCGGGUAAGGUUCCCCAGAGAUGAGACCUACCGCCCCCCCAAGUCCAGGAGCCAUGGUAGACAACCUCAGGGCCCUGCCAGGCCCCUGAUCUUCAAGUCGCCAGCUGAGAUUGUGCGGGAGGUUCUGCUGAGCAGUGGAGAAGCAGCCUUGGCCAAGGACCCUCCUCCUGCUCACCCCAUCACCAGAGUACCCCAAGAGUUUCAGACACCUGAACAAGCCACCGAGUUGGUCCAUCAACUCCAGGAAGACUACCACAAGCUCCUCACCAAGUACGCGGAGGCCGAGAACACCAUCGACCAGCUACGCCUUGGCGCCAAGGUGAACCUGUAUUCGGACCCGCCCCAGCCCAGUCAUAGCAUCCACAUCGGGAUGAUGCCCCAGGGGACCAAGGUCUUAUCCUUCACCAUCCCACAGCCUCGCACAGCAGAGUGGCAGCCGGGUCCCACCAAGGACCCCCAGACCUCAGAGGCCUCAGGAUGGCCAUCAUCGGCUCAAGGAGAGCCCUGCCCCUCCUCGCCCACCGGCUCGUCCACCCCCAGGUGCCUUCCGGGCAAGCAGAGCAUGGCUAAGGACCAGUCCUCAGCAGAGUGGACCCAGGCGCUGGCUUCUCAGGCCAGGCAGUUCCUGGCCAAGGUGGAGUCCUUCGAAGGACUGAUGCAGGCUGAACGGCUCACACCCCGGGACCAACUCCAGGCCUUCCAGUGGCUGAAGGCUGCCCACGCAGCCCUGGAGGAAGAGUAUCUGAAGGCCUGCAGGGGUCAGCACCAUGCCCAGCAGCUCUCCGGCUCCAGGGGACCGCCUGGGAAAUUUGAUCCCAGCAGGGAGCUGGAAGCAGAGAUAUACCAUCUGGGAAUCCGCCUGGAAGAGCUGAAGGACCGCAUAGACCAGACCCAGCAAGAACCUGCGUCCUCCAGAUCCGACUCUGCUCUGGCCCACAGCACAGCUGCGCCCUUCCCCCACCAGCCUGCAUACCUGCCAGCUCCUUCGGGACAAGCCCCCACGCCGGCCACCCAGACUCCCUACCCCGAGCCUGCCGCCGCCAGCCCCUGCCCUUUACACGUGAACAUGGAGGUGAGCUCUGGCAGCAGUGAGGUGGGGGACAGGCUACAGGCCCUCCCGACCCCACUCAGGCACAAAGAGCUGCAGGUGGAGCAGGAGUUCCAUGGCCUCCUGGAGCGGUACCUCAGUGUGAAGUCUCUCCCGGAAGCCAUGAGGAUGGAGGAGGAGCAGCGGGAGGAGCAGGGCGUUUGUACCCUGGAAGCAGACGGGCCGACUCCAGCUCCAGCAAAAGCAGAAGCGACCAGGGUGCCCCCAAGGCACCCCCCAGCUAAGGGUGGAAGAAGUCACGGGGCCCCCCUCAAGGAGGCCGUGGAGCAGAUGGUGUGUGUGAAGCCACCAGGCUUCCAGACAUCGAUGGCCAGAGAUAGGUCCUUGCCGGGCCUGGGCAAGGCAGAGGCUGAUCCUCCAGGCCCUGGCAUGGCACCCCACGCCCUGGGCACCAGGUCCGCAGUGUCGCACCGGAGUAGCACGACCAGCUUGGAGGGCAGCAGCACCUCUGAGCGCCUUCCACGGAAGCCGGCGCAGCGAGCUGGCGGGCCGCCCCUGGAGGAGCCCUGGAUGGCAUCUCCAGAGACAGACAGUGGCUUUGUGGGCUCAGAAACCAGCAGAGUGUCACCCCUCACCCAGACCCCGGAGCAUCGGCUCUCCCAUAUCAGCACCCCGGGAACAUUAGCCCAGCCCCUCAGCACGUCGGUACCCCAGGACUCAGCCUCCCACCCCAUGGCCAGAGGUCUUCCGGUCCCCAGAAGAGUUGCUGAGCCCAGCACGCCCAGGACGCGAGUCCAGAGGCAUCGCUCCAGUACCAGCAGCCCUCUCCAGCAGAGGGCGCCCAGCUUCUGCCUGGAGCGUGCGUUGGCAGCUGAGAUGGUGGUCCCUGGCUCGGAGUUCGAGGGGCAAAAGCAGAUUUCAGAACAGCUGCUCCCCGGCAGGACCAUCAGCCCACCUCUGACCCCAGCCCCUGCAGCUGCCCCUCUGCCCUGUGGACUGACCGGGACCACCUCCAGCUUCCUCCUCACCAGGACAGGGCGAGACCAGGCCAUCCGGGAGCUGCAGGAAGAGGUGUCCCGGCUCCGUCUGCGGCUAGAGGACAGCCUGCACCGGACCCCCCAGGGCAGCCCCACGCGCCCCACGUCUGCCUUCGACCGCCCCGCCCGGGCCCGGGACCGGCCAGCGGAGUCCUCAGCUGCCUGGGGCCCCCAUUAUGGCAGUAAAUCCACAGAGAGACUGUCUGGUGAGCCCGAAGGCACAGAGCCAGCCGUGCCCGCAGGAAGGCGACGCGCCAGGUCCUCCUCAGUGCCUCGGGAAGUGCCCCGACUGUCCCUGAGUUCGGAAUCGGAGCCCCCCUCCCCCGGGCUGUUCUCUGAGAAGAGCAGGACCACCAAGGAGAGUCCGCCGGCACCUCGGGACAGAACGAGAGGGGUGGGCAGUGCCGGACAGCCGGGCAGGGUCACCUUCCGGGGCCAGUACACAGGUCAGGAGUACCAUGUUCUGUCCCCCAAGGCUGUCUCCAGAGGCGGAGGCACGGUUUCCUGUCCCCACUGCCAGCCCGCCAGGACCCAGGCCACAGGUGGCCCUGCCAUCAGGGAUCCCCUGGGCCCGACUCCCACCGAUGCCCGUCGCUGUCCCCUGUGUGGUCGAGUGGGGUCCCUGCUGGAGACAGACGGCCCAGACUCAGCCCACUCUGGUAGGACUCAAGGGGCAGAAAAAGCCACCACGAGGAAACACUCACCAUCGGCGUCCAGCCCCAGGCAGAGGAGCAAGCGGGCAGUGUCACCGCCAAGGCCGCCCCCUGGACUGUGGUACCUGGCAGCCGCGCCCCCAGCGCCAGCCCUGCCAGCCUGUGCCUACAUCUCUUCAGUUCCCGUGGUGCCUUACCCGCCAGCCGCUGUGUACUACGCAUCCCCAGCACCUACCUCAGCCCGACCAGCCGCAGAGUGGCCCCCCACGGCCCCCUCCCGGCCAGCCCGGGGGCACCGGCGCUCCCUCCAGCUUGACCUGGACGACUUGGAGGAGCUCAGCAAGGCCCUGAGCCAGGCGGUGCAGGCGGCCGAGAGCGUCCGCUCCACCACGCAGCAGCUGAGCCGCUCUCUGUCGGCCGACCUGCGCCAGGCCCGCAGCCUUCGGGGCUCCUGUCUCUUCUGACACCACUGAGGCUCGGGGACAGGCAGUGGGCAGGGCCCACAGCCUCCCACCAGGAGGUCCCAAGUCUCUGUACAGGUGCCACCACCUCUGUCACCAGGCACCGGCCUGGUCACCAAGAGACGAACGUCCUGGGGGACCAGCCCCCUCUGAGGAGACGCCGCCAGGGAGGACACCUAUGUCCGGGGCAGUGUCUGGGACUCUCCUCUCCUGGUCCCAAGCUCUCCAUGUCCAGCUAAUAAUACGUAUUUUGUGUACAGAUGGACAGAUAGUUGUUGAAACCAUGUUGUCCUGGUCUUAGAUCCUCCUUAGGAUGACAGAGGAGAAGGGAAAGGCCAGGGUCUCUGUCCCUUAUGUAUGACCAGCCACCCCUGGGGCAAGUGUCUCAGAAGCACACGGGCUGGAGGCCCCUCUCCUAGUGACUGGUGGUGAGCGGGGCAUUUGGGGACAGGUAGGGCAUCGCAGGGCGUCAGAGACCUCUCCCGCUGGGCCUGCUGGGAUGGAGACCCCUGCGGAGGCCUGGGAAGCCACCUACCACGAUCCCUCUUGGUGCCUCACCCUGAGCCCCACUUCCCUGCAGUCCCGGCGGCAUCUGACUAGCGGUCAGCUAGCUGCAUGGCUGCUGUCUGGCCACGGCCCUCUCCCACACCCUCACCUGUAGCAGAGCGUACCUCAGCAUUUCUGGAUUGUAUGUGCGUCAUUGAUGUUUGUAUAUUUGAGACUUUUAAAAAUCUAUUUUCGUUACAAGGGCAAAUGAACAAAAAUAAAUAUUGAUCUUUUAAAAAAAA